GUGCGGGGGGCGCAGUAGCGAGCGGUCGCGAUGCCUGAGCCAGCCAAGUCGGCGCCCGCGCCCAAGAAGGGCUCCAAGAAGGCGGUGACCAAGACGCCGAAGAAGGGCGACAAGAAGCGCAAGAAGAGCCGCAAGGAGAGCUACUCCAUCUACGUGUACAAGGUGCUGAAGCAGGUGCACCCAGACACGGGCAUCUCCUCCAAGGCCAUGGGCAUCAUGAACUCCUUCGUCAACGACAUCUUCGAGCGCAUCGCCGGCGAGGCGUCACGCCUGGCGCACUACAACAAGCGCUCGACCAUCACGUCGCGGGAGAUCCAGACGGCUGUGCGGCUGCUGCUGCCUGGCGAGCUGGCCAAGCACGCCGUGUCUGAGGGCACCAAGGCCGUCACCAAGUACACGAGCUCCAAGUAGAGCUGUUCACACUGUCAAUUUUAACCCAAAGGUUCUUUUAAGAGCCACCCACAUUUCAU
Messenger RNA from Rhea pennata, 470 nucleotides. RefSeq names its product histone H2B 1/2/3/4/6-like. The record is from RefSeq and is a predicted model, not a curated record. Gene Ontology annotation, cellular component: nucleosome. NCBI's taxonomy places the organism in Eukaryota, Metazoa, Chordata, Aves, Rheiformes, Rheidae. Bases 31 to 411 code for a protein of 126 amino acids. Gene Ontology annotation, molecular function: structural constituent of chromatin; protein heterodimerization activity; DNA binding. The transcript has a single exon.